Raphanus sativus (radish) is the source of this 786-nucleotide messenger RNA. RefSeq names its product transcriptional regulator TAC1. The record is from RefSeq and is a predicted model, not a curated record. Lineage: Eukaryota; Viridiplantae; Streptophyta; Magnoliopsida; Brassicales; Brassicaceae. The coding region runs from base 60 to 575 and encodes 171 amino acids. The transcript has a single exon.
GCUAAACUUUCAGCUUUUUCAUAUUUCUGUUUAUUCUACGGAAGACAUCCACAUAUUCUAUGGAAAACAUCAAAAACCCUAAAAACGUGGAUGAUGAUUCCGAUCGCAUAUCAAGAAACAGUCAUCAAAGCGUUGAUAAUUCUAUGUCAAGAUCUUACAUAUGCAGUUUCUGCGUAAGGGGAUUCUCGAAUGCUCAAGCACUAGGAGGGCAUAUGAACAUCCACAGAAGAGACAGAGCUAAUCUCAGACAAAAACUUAUGGAAGAUAACAAGGAUGAUGUUGUCUGCGAGAGUGAUUCAUCAGACGUUGUCUCUCUAAAUCUUAAUGAAAAGCAAGAACAAGACGCUUUAGCAUGUGAAGAUGAUGAUCAAGAUCAAGAUGUGGUAAAGGAUAUAAGUCCUGUUCAGAAAUUAGGGUUUUGGGCUCAAGAAAGCAAGCCUGAUACUAAUGAUGAAGGAAAAGUCAUGGAGGUUGGCAUAGAUGGUUCGAGUUCGAGUACUCAUCAUCUUGAGAUUGAAGGAUUGGAUCUUGAGCUCCGGCUAGGCCAACGCUCCGUGGAGAAGAAGACAACAUAAUGUCUCAAUGAUCAUGAUAUAUUGAUGGCAGUGACUAUUUGUUUAUAUCAAAAUAUCUGGAAACAUCAGACUUUUGAAUCCGUCUAUUACAAAUGGAUUCGUGGAACAAUUUGUAUUGAAGGUAUGCAUGUAUAUAUAUUAUUGCUAAUACUAUCCUUGUUGUGUGUGUUUCCCUGCUUUGAUUAAUUUCACCAACUUUUGUAAAUGAUGU